Molecule: messenger RNA, 642 nt
Organism: Jaculus jaculus (lesser Egyptian jerboa)
Lineage: Eukaryota; Metazoa; Chordata; Mammalia; Rodentia; Dipodidae
Product: polyadenylate-binding protein 2-like
Exons: 2
Coding region: 1-642 (213 amino acids)
Molecular function (GO): RNA binding
Source: RefSeq, a predicted model, not a curated record
AUGGCUACACCCAAGACCAUGAAAAGCAGGGAGGAGGAAGAGCAGGGGCUGGUCCAGGACGACCCCAGGGAGGGCGCCAUGGGGGACCCCUGGCCUGAAGCCAUCAAAGCCCCAGCGAGGGAGGAGGAGGAAGAGGCCGCCAAGCUGCGGGAGGUGCACGAGGAGGCCUGGAAGCAGAGGACUCCGAGCCCGGGGUCUGCGCAGGAGAAGACGGAGGCCGACGCCCGCUCCGUGCACGUGGACAACGUGGACUACGGCGCCACGGCGCAGGCGCUGGAAGCCCACUUCCACGCGUGCGGCUCCGUCCUGCGCGUCUCCAUCCUCUGCGACAGGGUCACUGGCCAUCCCAAAGGGUUCGCCUACGUCGAGUUCUCGGAAGAGGAGUCGGCGCGCGCAGCUUUGGCCCUGGACGGAUCCCUGUUCCGUGGAAGACAAAUCAAGGUGGUGACAAAACGAACCAACAUUCCGGGUAUAAGCAGCACAGACCGCGGUUUUCCCCGUGCCCGCUUCCGUGCCUGUCGUGCCCACUACAGCGCUUCCCCAUCUCCAUUCUACAGUGCUGUGAACCGCAGGCCCCGGGGUCGAGUGUACAGGGGCUGCGCCAGAGCGAGAUCAGCGUGUUAUUCCCCUUUCUGGAAGUAA